GGGGAACAUUGCGUACGUUCUUCGUUGAAAGGAGAGAAAAGCGGCGCGGACUGACAUCAUAGACGUGGAUAACGAUAAAAGUGUGUUCAAGGGUUACCUGUCGGUUCGAUCGUUCAAUAACAAUAAUCUGAUUUGCUCAAGAUGAAUACCUCGUGACGCGCUACAUUCAGAGAAACUGAGAAAUCGGACAAUUUCUCACACUGGGUAUCGUUGCCGUUCGAUUAGUCACGAUAGUACGUUCUUCUCUUUUUACGCGCUAGAGAGAGACGGCUCUUUUCUUUGAGUCAGUGCAUUGCGCGGUUCGUGACAAUUCUCUUCAAUCGUGACGCGGCUCGAGUCGACCGUGCCGAUACUGACAAGUGAUUCUCGAUGGCUAGUUUGGCCGGUGGAUCCACCGGAUUAUUGCGUCCUCCGACGAUGCUUGAACAGCUAUUGGAGGAGAUUAAUUUUCAGAGGACAAAGGAGAUGCGUCAGCUACUCAAAGAUGAUUCGGGUUUCGUCAUGCUCCAGGGUACAACAUAUUGGACAGACUUAUUCGUGCGUCACUUCCUAUUCCAAGCAGAGCACACCAUAGACGGUGACGAUCUGCUAUUUUUCGUACGCAAGAAACACGUCAAAACUUCGUCGCGUUACUUACCCAAGUUCGAAACAGAAGUUGACGUCUUCCGCAAGGAUAGCAAGAAGCUUCCUAUUGGCGAUCCAGAUAUUGACUGGGAAGAAACUGUGUACCUGAAUCUUGUAGUGCAUCAAUUUGAUUACACCCUCACGUUGGCGAUCUGCACUAGAACGAGCCCGAAAGAACUUCAGGUUCUUCGAAGACACUCGCAAAAAGUUUACGCUAGUCCAAGCCGCCGUCGCAUGGAUGCCAAGGGCGACCUGGAAGAAAUGACUUACCCACACAUCUGUUUUAUGGUGGAUAACUUUGACGAAGUUUUCUGUGAUAUCUUAGUCAGGGAUGGUGAAAUGGUCUGUGUUGAACUAGUGGCUUCGGAUAGAGACGGUGCUGUUCAAGGCGUCAUUUUUCUCGGAUCCAUCCGCUACGACGCUUUAAAGAAAGUAUAUGAUGCUAGGUCUAGUUUGAGUACAAAAAUGGCACAGCGAAUGACGUUCGGUCUCUUUUCUGGAGCAGCGUCACAGAGGGUCGAGUUCGUUCGAAUGAAAGGCCCUCAAGGUAAAGGUCACGCAGAAAUGGCCGUGACAAAGCCGAAAGGAUCCGGCGCCGAGACUCCGACUUCCGAGCCAGGUUACUGCGCUACAGACGCCUUGUGGGACGCCGACUGGGAUGACGCCGAGGAGAUCUUCAUGUACCGUCACCAGAGACGUCUCUCAGAUCCGAGUGCGAAUUUGAACAACUUUGUUCGCGGCGGAUGGCGGACAAAGCCGGAUUCUGCGGCCACGAAAGCUCGGUCAGAGAACGAGGGACUGGACUCGAUGGCCAACGGGCUUAGUGAGAUAGAAGCGGGCGAUGUUCGGGAUGCGGAAGUGCAGGAGACUUGCAGCUGGGGCGGGCGGGGCUCGCCACACUUGAUUGGAAAUAGCAGAAGUCCACGCUCGCAACGGAGAAGAUCGCCUCUACUGCCUGCGAGGUACGUCAACCGGAAACAACGAAACUCCCGGGAACUUCCAAAUGAAAAUGUGUCACCCAGUCGCAAGGAGGCCUAUCACGAGACUGGCGGCCCCCAGAAUCACCAUAUCGAAGUCGGAAGUGAAAUACUGCCACCAGGGCCGUGUCUGACAGAUGACAACGUACGGCAAAAGUUAGACUCCGGAGCGAUAUUAGUCCACGGAAAAGAGGAGCUGCCUCUGAAUUACACGGACGAUAAUAACACCGUGAGCACCGACGCCGAUCGUCGGAUGUUUAAGAGUACGGAAAGUCUGAGCGCCGAGUCGCUCCAUCGGACCAUCGACAGUGGCGAUAUCGAACUCGCGAAUGGAACGACGGUUAUCGCCGAUGACACCCUCAAGAACAAAAACCAGAACGAGUCGACGCCCUGCGACAAAAACGCAAACACUAAAAUACCGAGAACCAAUGGAUGCGCCCAAAAACAAAGUGCGACACUCCCCAGAAGGCGAAGGCGACGCGCUCUUCACGGAAGCCUUCGAGGAACUCCGCUGCCUCCACAUCGGGUCACUCCCGAUGGUACGGCCAUCUACUAUUGGUGCGAGCUCCCGCGCCGCCCCGGUUCACAGGAACUCGACGACGGAGCGUACAAUCCAUUGUGGACCAUGCGCGGAUUCACGCAGACGUUUCACUUCUGGAAGGAGACGCGGCGGGCCCAGUCAGUUCCUCUCAACGCUUUCUUGACAUACAUCACGCUACCUUGGUGGAGCAUAGCCAAAGAUAUAUUAGAUCACAGAGAAGGUCCGAUUCUGACGUUCUAGCCGGUCACGGAGGUGAAUUUUUCUCAACAUUGUUUUAUUACUUCACAUUUUUGUGCAGUUACAACGUUAUUACAUGGUUCAAACUGUACGAAUGCAUUGAAAAAAUUGAACAUUUUAAGGCUGAUGUAAAAAAAAAAAAAUCAAA
This is a messenger RNA of Neodiprion virginianus, 2527 nucleotides long. RefSeq lists its product as uncharacterized. The record is from RefSeq and is a predicted model, not a curated record. NCBI's taxonomy places the organism in Eukaryota, Metazoa, Arthropoda, Insecta, Hymenoptera, Diprionidae. Bases 370 to 2382 code for a protein of 670 amino acids. The transcript is spliced from 9 exons.